UCGUUCUCCAUCAGAAACUCUUGCCGUCUUCUGUUUUUUCUUCCUGAAAUUCCCCGAGAGAAAAAAGGUAUCAAAUCGCUCCAACCGAAUUCAAAACCCCACGCGAUGGGAAUGUGAAAUUGCAUGCUUUUUCUCUCCUAUUUCAUUUCUAACCCUCUAAAGUCUACGGAGCGCCAUAAAGGCCAAAACUCGCGCUAGAUUUUCUCUUCAAAGAAUGGCGAUGGCUGUUGAAGGAGGCGGGACCCUGUCCGAGAUUUAUCAGACUGCGAAGAAGCUCUUGCUCAGAGCUCGAGAUGGCGUUGAGAGGCUGGAGCGUCUCGAGAGUUCAACAUCUAGUGGAGGCUUGGACUCCCCUGAGCUCUCCUUCACCGUUAAAAAGGACAUCUCUCAGAUCCAGUCCCUUUGUGCUGAAAUGGAUCGUCUCUGGCGCUUAAUCGCGGGUAAGCCCCAACGUGAUCUCUGGAAAAGAAAAGUAGAACAAGUAGCAGAAGAAGCUGAAUCAUUGAAACAAAGUCUGGAUAGAUACUUCUCAAGGAAUCAAAGACGGAUGAGGGAAGCUCAGGAGAGGGCAGAGUUGCUUGGAAGAGCAAAUGGUGAAUCAUCUCAUGUUUUAAGAAUAUUUGAUGAGGAAGCACAGGCAAUGCAGUCAGUUCAAAAUUCAAAAAGGAUGUUGCAAGAAUCUUUAUCUACAGGAGCAGCCAUCCUUUCCAAAUAUUCAGAGCAAAGGGAACGCUUGAAGAAUGCACAACGCAAAGCUUUGGAUGUUCUCAACACAGUGGGACUCUCCAACUCUGUAUUGAGACUGAUUGAGAGGCGGAAUCGGGUUGACAGAUGGAUCAAAUAUGUGGGAAUGCUCAUAACACUUGCCAUCUUGUAUUUUCUCGUGUCUUGGAAUCGCUGAAGUGCCCUUCGUGAAUUUGUACUGGGCUUCCUGAAAAUAUGAGAUCACAAAGAACUAUUGAAUUUUUUUUUUCCAUACUUCUGUUUCAUGACUUUUAUAGUUUGACUUUAUUCAGAUUCAAUAGAAGAAAAUAUUGAAAUUUUAGUCA
Molecule: messenger RNA, 1049 nt
Organism: Manihot esculenta (cassava)
Lineage: Eukaryota; Viridiplantae; Streptophyta; Magnoliopsida; Malpighiales; Euphorbiaceae
Product: membrin-11
Exons: 4
Coding region: 215-901 (228 amino acids)
Biological process (GO): vesicle-mediated transport; vesicle fusion
Cellular component (GO): ER to Golgi transport vesicle membrane; endoplasmic reticulum membrane; Golgi apparatus
Molecular function (GO): SNAP receptor activity; SNARE binding
Source: RefSeq, a predicted model, not a curated record